CCUUGGCUGGCAAUUGGCAACGAGUGUCCACCGGAUUUACAGAUGCAUUUUCCCAGUUGCAUUUCCGUCGAAAGUAAAAGUGUUUUCCACCGAACUUGCCGAUCGACAUUGAAUUAACUAGCACUCUUGCAUCGCUUUGCUUGCCACACAUUAGAUACAUUUCGCCUCUGUAGCUGGCAGGACGUCCUCUUUGACAACGCGCUUCGCUUCGCUUCGUUGCAACAUCGACAUCGAGAAAUCAAAGACCGAUUUCAAGUGUGUGUUGUAAGUGCCACAACUGGUGGGCGAAUUGACUGUUAUUAGUGAUUAGUUGUGUAGUGCAGUGUGAAUAUCAGUCAAACUGAGUGAUUACUGUCUCCAGUGAUAUGGUGACUCUCUUACUGUCCAGUUUUUUGCUCUCCUCCCCUGCUCCCUGCGAGUGAGUGUGUGCGUGAGUGUUUCACGUUGCAUAAACACCGAAAACUUUACAAGAUGUCAGUGCUGUUGCAUUUGCUGUUGCUGAUGCUGGUGUUUGCCGAGGUGCCAGCUUUUGGACGAAAGGUGAAACGCAAGGAUGCCCACUACCGAUUGACUGUGCCACCGCCGCCGCCAGCAUCGCCGCCACAGCUGCAACAUGGCAACGCUGCCGCACAAUCGGUGGUCAUCGAACACGAGGUGCCGCCCUACACCUUUGAGGACAUCAAUCACGAUGAGUUCGCCUCGCCGAGUAAUCCGCCUUUCUCUCGCUACGAGAGCUCCGACUACAUUCAUCACAGCACCCACAGCAAUGGUGGCAGCAGUGGCAGCUUCCUGGUAGACAACGGCUUACGCAGCAUUGCCAAGGGUUCAGCAGAUCAAGCCAUCUCAGCGGUGGCCAGUCAGAAUGCCGCUGGGAAGCAAGCUUCCUAUGUGGCCAAGAACACUUUGGCUCAGGCAGCAGCUCAAGCCGCUGGCACCGCAGUCGCUGUGCUCAAAGGCAAAGAAGUAUUGCUACGUCGCCUCGAAGAGCAGAGCAUCGAAUCGCACAAAGCGGUAGAGAGCGAACUCACCCAACUGCAACAGGCCAAGAGAUCAGCCAAAGCAGCGCAAUAUGCGGCACAGCAGGCUAUUAAUCACGUGAGUGUGCUGACAGCAGCACUUAAUAAUGCUCAAUCCGCCUCGGAGUUGGCGCAGAAGGCAGCAGCAGAGGCAGCAGCCGAGUUGUCCUCGCAAAUCGAUAUGGUGUCCACGGCCAAGGCGAAGCUGGAACAGAUCGAAUCGCAUGCGUAUGCAGCGCGUUUGGAUUAUGAGGAAACGCGCGAGGCAGCGGAGAAGGCAACACUCUCCGCUCAGGAGGCGCAACUGAAUGCCAACGAUGCGGCGUUGCAUGCGAAUGUGGAGCUCAGCGAAGCGGUGCACAUCCACGACAAGAGCGACCUUAAUGUGCAGGAAUCGGCGUCGCCGCCUCGCAGCAAUAAGAAGCGAUCAUAAAGCGAGACCCAGCCCCAGCCCCAGCUGAAGAGGCAGGUCAACUAACGGUGUCGUGGUCAUGGUCAACGGUCAGUUGCUUUCUGUUGCUGUUGCUGCUGCUGCGAUUAAACCUUUAAGUGCAAUUCAAUUAUUUAUUACCAUACACAUUCGUUUAUAAUAAAUCUUUACGCAGCUGGUUACCUUACAUAAUGAUCGUAA
Molecule: messenger RNA, 1647 nt
Organism: Drosophila albomicans
Lineage: Eukaryota; Metazoa; Arthropoda; Insecta; Diptera; Drosophilidae
Exons: 3
Coding region: 472-1449 (325 amino acids)
Source: RefSeq, a predicted model, not a curated record